Notothenia coriiceps (black rockcod) is the source of this 4876-nucleotide messenger RNA. It is a transcript of the gene eml1, whose product is annotated as EMAP like 1. Gene Ontology annotation, molecular function: microtubule binding. The transcript has 25 exons. Gene Ontology annotation, biological process: microtubule cytoskeleton organization. Lineage: Eukaryota; Metazoa; Chordata; Actinopteri; Perciformes; Nototheniidae. The record is from RefSeq and is a predicted model, not a curated record. The coding region runs from base 549 to 3086 and encodes 845 amino acids. Gene Ontology annotation, cellular component: mitotic spindle.
AACACACACACACACACACAGCCUCUGACACACACAUAUGCACGCACACACACACCCUCAGUAACUGCCUAUGCCAGAGCCUGCCUGCGCUCGCAGCUCAAGCCCUCUUAAAGCUGUUUUUCUGCCUGAGAUCAGCGAGAGCUAACGACACACAGCUGCCUCUGCUGAAGACAGAAAGACAAGAGGAGAAGGAAGAGAGGGAGGGGACAAGAGCACAGGAGGGAGGAGAGGAAACAAACACACCAGCAGCUUUAACUUGAACUCUCCGCUGCAGUCUUCCUUCAGCAGGGAGUGUUUUCUGCCGUAGAGUUCAGGACUUUUUUUGUGUGAGACGGGGGUGGAAAAGAAGAGGGGUUCGGAGUUCACAUGACAUAAUCGGAGUGAAUGGGUUGCCAUGGUGACUCACCCAGGGAGCUUGACCCGUGCAGAGUGAAUGGAGGGAGCGCCUUGGACGCCAAGUGAACGAUAAACUAACGGAGGGGAGCCACCAGAGAGAGAGAGGAGAGCGAAGGAGUGGUGGAUAACAGAGGACUGAGCACAGGCUGAGAAUGGAGGACGGGUUUUCCAGCUACAGCAGCUUGUAUGACACCUCAUCGCUGCUACAGUUCUGCAAUGAUGACAGUGCGUCAGCAGCCAGCAGCAUGGAGGUCACCGACCGCAUCGCCUCCCUGGAGCAGAGGGUCCAGAUGCAGGAGGACGAGAUCCAGCUGCUGAAGUCCGCUCUGGCAGAUGUGGUGCGCCGGCUCAACGUGUCCGAGGAGCAGCAGGCCAUGGGGUCUCGCAGAGGACCCACCAAAGACCCCCCUUUGAUGAGAAAGUCGCCCUCAGCACACAGCAAUGUUGGGAAGUCAGCCAGGCCAAUGAUCGCCACGCUGCCAUUACGGCCCACCGUCAACAACGGGACCAUCGUACCAAAGAAAGGCACUCUGCCCUCCCCAGGAUCUGGAUCCAGGAAGGACGGCAGCUCAAUAGCCAGCAAGAGAAUUCUCUACCUGCCCCUCAGCACUGUGAGGAGAGCCAACUCAAACGAACAUGUGGGAACUCUCUCACGGAAAGAUUCAGGUGACUCCAAGGGCAACCGAACUCGGGCUGGAUCCACCGGCAGCAACUCCAGCGGGAAAAGAAGUGACAGCAAACAGAGGGACCCCGUGUUCAAUGCAGGGAUGCGACGUGUGACCCACUGCAAAGAGGAAGGUUAUGUGAAAAUGUUCUUGAAGGGUCGCCCCGUCACCAUGUACAUGCCCAAAGAGCAGGUGGACAGCUACUGCCUGGAGGCCAGAGCCGAGCUGCCCGGCAACAAGCUCAAGCUGGACUGGGUUUAUGGUUACCGUGGUCGAGACUGUCGCUCCAACCUUUACUUGUUGCCCACCGGAGAGACGGUGUACUUCAUCGCCUCGGUGGUCGUCCUGUUCAACGUGGACGAGCAGCUGCAGAGACACUACACCGGACACACGGAUGACAUCAAAUGCCUUGCCGUCCACCCCGAUAAAAUCACCAUAGCAACCGGGCAGGUGGCGGGCACCUCUUCGGAUGGAAAACAGCUGGCUCCUCAUGUCCGUGUGUGGGACUCAGUCAGCCUCAACACGCUUCAUGUUCUGGGAUCAGGCUUCUUUGACCGAGCCCUGGUCUGCCUGGCCUUCUCCAAGUCGAAUGGAGGAAACACUUUGUGUGUCGUGGACGACUCCAAUGACCACGUCCUCUCCGUCUGGGACUGGCAGAGAGAGGACAGACUGGCUGAGGUCAAGUGCUCCAAUGAGUCGGUGUUUGCAGCAGACUUUCACCCGACAGACAGCAACAUCUUAGUGACCUGCGGCAAGUCCCAUCUCUAUUUCUGGAACCUGGAGAAAGGCAUGCUGGUCAAGAAGCAAGGACUGUUUGAGAAACAGGAGAAGCCGAAGUUUGUGUUGUGUGUGACCUUUGCAGAAAAUGGAGACGCCAUCACAGGAGACUCAAGCGGGAACAUCCUGGUGUGGGGAAAAGGCACUAAUCGUAUCAGCCAAGUCAUCCAAGGAGCUCACGAGGGUAGCAUCUUUGCUCUGUGCAUGCUGAGAAACAGCACUCUGGUGUCUGGAGGGAAAGACCGCCGGCUCAUCUCCUGGGACAGCAGCUACCAGCAGAUACAAACUGUGGAGGUGCCUGAGUCGUUCGGUCCCAUCCGGACCAUAGCAGAGGGCAGAGGGGAGACCAUGCUCAUCGGGACCACCAAGAACUUUGUUUUGCAGGGCAGUCUGGAUGGAGAAUUCAUACCUAUUACACAGGGUCACACUGAUGAGUUGUGGGGUCUGGCUGUUCACCCCUCCAGGCCUCAGUUCCUCACCUGUGGCUACGACAGGCAGGUCUGUAUGUGGGACUCCAGCUCCCAUCAGCUCGUCUGGACCAAGAGUAUGGAGGACGCUGCCCAAUCAGCCGGCUUCCACCCAUCUGGAGCUGUGGUUGCCAUAGGAACACAGACUGGAAGGUGGCUGGUCCUGGACACGGACUCUAAAGAUCUCGUCACGGUUCACACCGACGGAAAUGAACAGCUGUCUGUUGUCUGCUACGGGCCAGAUGGUAACUUCAUGGCUGUGGGUUCACACGACAACUACAUCUAUAUCUAUGCUGUGGCGGAAAAUGGGAGGAAGUACAGCCGAGUGGGGAAGUGUUCGGGUCACUCUAGUUUCAUCACCCAUCUGGACUGGUCAGUGGACUCCCAGUACCUGGUGUCAAACUCAGGGGAUUAUGAGAUACUGUAUUGGAUCCCAUCAGUGUGUAAGCAGGUGGUGAGUGUGGAGACCACCAGAGAUAUUGAGUGGAUCACACACACCUGCACUCUGGGCUUCAUGGUCUUUGGCUUGUGGCCCGACGGCUCUGACGGCACCGACAUCAACGCUGUCUGCCGCUCCAGUGAUAGAAGCCUCGUGGUUACCGGGGACGACUUUGGGAAGGUCCACCUGUUCUCUUACCCCUGUUCGCAGUUCAGGGCUCCCAGCCAUGUUUAUGGCGGCCACAGCAGUCAUGUGACCAACGUGAACUUCCUGUACGACAACGGUUACCUGGUAUCAACUGGUGGGAAGGACAUGAGCGUGAUGCAGUGGAGGAUAGUCUGAGGGAGCCUGCAGAAACUACUGAUACUGUUGGUCUCUCUCUGCUGCUGGGGCCUUAAACCCAGCUAAAGCAAACUGAACUGCACUAAACUGAACCAAACCAAACUUGACUUAACACGGAAUACAAAAAAAAGGUUUGAUCUGCCUGAACUGAAUUGACAGAAGAGGACCCCAAUGUUUUCUUCCUGAUCUGCUCUCAGAUCCCAAAUGACAUGAACUGUUGCAAGUGUUAUGUGCGGUUGCUUGAAAUACAAAUUCUUGAAUAUUUCACGAUUUUCUCUACUCACACUACAUGUAAAAUACAAAUCUUCCGUACUGUGGCCAACUCACCAAUGACAUAACAAAUCAAGUGGAUCAAAUCCAAGUAAACAGAACCAAAGGCUCUGAAUUUCUGACUGCAUCUGUAUAGUUUGGGUUUCACUGUUCUUGUAUUGUUCGUGACUCCUGCUGCAGAGAACGGACUGUUGACUGAAUAUCAUCGCACUGGAGAUCCAAGAGCAUUGGAACAAAAACAAAUUACGGAAAGGAGAAAAUUGUGUUUUUCUAAUUGUUAAACUUUCUUUUCUUUUUGUAUUUAACAACUCAGGAAAGCUCUAGUUAAGCGGGACUCUUCCUUGUUAUUAACAUUGACAUAUCAGAACAAGCCCUUAACACAUCCAAAAACAAUGAAGAGAGAUAUCAACUGCGCUUAAUAUCUGAUUUAAUUGUCAUUCAUCUUUUUGUGUUACCUUAUUAUGUACUACCUUUACAGUCCAGGCAAUUGUUGAAUUUGGAAGGCAAAAUAAUUUAAAAACAGCAUGGUCCAGUUUUAUUUGAUGUUACCCGACAUUUUAAACUAUUAUCCUAUAAGGGGAUGAUAAUCACAAAUGAAUUUGGAUUCAGAGUUAGGAUUUUAACCAUUUGAUACAACAUUUUCUGACCAUUUUCAAUGUUUGUGUGCUUCCACGUCUUAAAAAAUACACCUUUCCUAUUAUUUAUUUAUCAAAGUCAAAUCCUUCACUGCCAAUUUCAGUUACCUUAAGUUUUUCCCUGCAAUAAAUCCCUGUUAAGUCCCAUAUUUGUAAAUAUACAGAGAGUUUUGAAACCGAUACGAGCUAAAUGAUGGUGAAUACACAGUAUUUGAAAGUGUUUCAGAUUUUUGGACUGGGUUUUUGUGUCUUUCCUUAGCCUCGAGGUGAAAGAAAAAUGAAAAGCAAGCAUGUUUUUUUUCUUCUUCUAUUGAUGUGAAGCCUUUUCAACUCUGUACCCAUCUGCAUUUUACUGUAGCAGGAUCAGUUUAUGAAGUGGGGAGUAUGAGACCAUUACACUGUAACUGUUAUCGUCUGAUGUGCACCAUCAGUCACUGGCAAGAUAUUUAACUGAACUGAACCCUAUUGAAGUUUUUUCUUUUUCUAUAAUGCACUGCUUCAGCCUGAUAAACAUACAGCAGGUCUAUUUACCUGCAAAAUAGGACAAGCAAAACACCAUGUAGCACAUUACCGGAGCUGUUCAUGAACCAAUGAUGUCUUCUUUCAUCCUUCCAAAACAAAGCAUCUAAUGGGUAACAGCUAGCCGACGUUAUACACAUGAAUACACUUGAUUUAUUUGAGAGGGCUUCAGCAGAUAUGAGGCAUAUUGGUGUUUUUUUGAAAGCCUGACGGUUGGCUGUCUGUAAACCACUUAAAUCUAACUGCAGUGAUAUAAAGUCGCCACUCUACAGAGUGAAUGUAACAUGAUUUGUCUUACCACUAAACACCUGGAGCUGCAGAGAAGCAAUUAACAUGUGUCUGAAAGUAAAUGCAACAUGAAAUUCC